GGGCCGGGCUGGGGCGGGGCGUCAGGCCAGCUGAGCUAUCCGGUCAGACCGCGCCAGUUUGAAUGAAAGCUCCUCAAGAUGGCGGCGGCCGGGGCCGAGGCGCGAGGAGCUUGGUGUGUGCCUUGCCUAGUUUCACUUGAUACUCUUCAGGAAUUAUGUAGAAAAGAAAAGCUCACAUGUAAAUCGAUUGGAAUCACCAAAAGGAAUCUAAACAAUUAUGAGGUGGAAUACUUGUGUGACUACAAGGUAGAAAAGGAUAUGGAAUAUUAUCUUGUAAAAUGGAAAGGAUGGCCAGAUUCUACAAAUACUUGGGAACCUUUGCAAAAUCUCAAGUGCCCAUUACUGCUUCAGCAGUUCUCUAAUGACAAGCAUAAUUAUUUAUCUCAGGUAAAGAAAGGCAAAGCAAUAACUCUAAAAGAAAAUCACAGAGCUUUGAAACCUGCCAUUGCUGAAUACAUUGUAAAGAAGGCUAAACAAAGGAUAGCUCUGCAGAGAUGGCAGGAUGAACUCAACAGAAGGAAGAAUCACAAAGGAAUGAUUUUUGUUGAAAAUACUGUGGACUUAGAGGGCCCCCCUUCAGACUUCUACUACAUUAAUGAAUACAAACCAGCUCCUGGAAUCAGCUUAGUGAAUGAAGCCACCUUUGGUUGUUCAUGCACAGAUUGCUUCUUUGAGAAAUGUUGUCCUGCUGAAGCUGGAGUUCUUUUGGCUUAUAAUAAAAAUCAGCAAAUUAAAAUCCCACCUGGCACCCCCAUUUACGAAUGCAACUCAAGGUGUCAGUGUGGACCCGAUUGUCCCAACAGGAUUGUCCAAAAAGGCACGCAGUAUUCACUUUGCAUCUUUCGGACCAGCAAUGGCUGUGGCUGGGGCGUAAAGACCCUCGUGAAGAUUAGGAGAAGGAGCUUUGUCAUGGAGUAUGUCGGAGAGGUUAUCACAAGUGAAGAAGCUGAAAGACGGGGGCAGUUAUAUGACAACAAAGGAAUCACAUAUCUCUUUGAUCUGGACUAUGAAUCUGAUGAAUUCACAGUGGAUGCAGCUCGAUAUGGAAAUGUGUCUCAUUUUGUGAAUCACAGUUGUGACCCGAAUCUUCAGGUGUUCAACGUUUUCAUUGAUAACCUCGACACCCGUCUUCCCCGAAUAGCAUUAUUUUCCACGAGAACUAUAAAUGCUGGAGAAGAGCUCACUUUUGAUUAUCAAAUGAAAGGUUCUGGAGAUAUAUCUUCAGAUUCUGUUGACCACAGCCCAGCCAAAAAGAGGGCCAGAACUGUGUGCAAAUGUGGAGCUGUGACUUGCAGAGGUUACCUCAACUGAAUUUUCAGGAAAUAGAACUGAUGAUGAUUAUAGUUUUUUUCCUAAUGUUACCAUUUUUAAAAAAUAAGUAUUUGGGACUCUUUUCAUAUUAUCAAGAUUAUACACUAUGCUAAUUUACAAUUCGUGUUUCAGACUAUUGGCCAAAUGCAUUACUGAUGCUUCUGAAGAGAGGAACACAGGGUCACAUAGACUAAUUUGAAAUAUACAUAUUCAGACUGUUUACAGAUCUGUGUAGAAAGAAGUCUGUGUGAAUAGAGAACUGCCUCCUUCAGUGUUUAAGUGUUAAACUAAUGAUGUAAUAGUCACUAAGAUCAAAUAUUCGACUUGCCAUACACCUUGAAUUUAGAGAAAUAGAGUUAAUUCUUAUUGGACAAAUACACAAGUUCUAUUUUUGUUAUUGUCAUUCCUGUUUACCUACUUACUACUCAUUGUACUUGUAUUUGAGACAAAUAGGUGAUACUGAAUUAUACUCUAUUUUCUACUUUCAUUAAAACAUUGAGGUCUUAAUGAUAUAGAAAUUUAAGGUCUAAAAUUAAAUGUAAAAAAGUUUAAUUACAGCUUGAUUUAAUAUUUUGAAGCAAUCUAGACCACUAGGAGCGGUGGAUGUCUGAACCAGUAAUUCUAAAAUAUUUUUUAAUCCUGUAGAAGAAAAAUACCCAAAAUGUUCUCCCUAAAAUUCUAGAAUGGCUAGCUGUUAUGCUUCUUUGAAAGGAUGGGGCGGUUGGGACCAGGGGGGUUUUUUGGAGUGCCAGGCAGGGGGGAUGCAGCACUUGAUAACAUGAAGUAGGCGGUCCAUGCUGAGUAGCUCUGGCCUCCACAGUAAAACGAGAUGCCCCCUGAGAGCGGCUGUAUGUAACGAUAAUGUUCCUCACUAUAAUUAACAUUACAUUUUCUGAAUUUUCAGGUAAUUUUAACAUUUCCUUUCCACCAAAUUUAAUUAUUUUUAUAAUAAAUAAAGGGCCUGCAGGCCCUUUUUAAGAAGUGAUCUAUAUUUUGAACUGAUACUUAUUUUAUACAUGAAUUUUUUUAAUGUGAUAAAGCUAAACUUGGCUUGGCCAAAGUGCGUGUCUGAAUUAUGACCAUUUAUUACUUGAACUAUGAAGACUGAAAUGGAAUCUAUUCAUUGUUUGGGGUUUUUUUGUUGUUUUUGUUUUUUCCUAUGUAGUGAAACCUCAGUCCAGAAAAACUAUAUUUUCAUCUCUUUCUGAUCCUGGGACUUCUAAUCACGGUGUCCAACAUGAAGGCGAAUGCAGCAGAUAAGUCUAAAUCUUGGUAUUCUUAAUUAAGUUCUGCCAGAGGUCCCUGCCUGAGGCUUUAAUGACCUACAGUAAGCUUGGGUAAAGCUGAGCUGACUUUAAGAAAGCAGCACUUCACAUCUUCAUCCUUAACCUCUUUUUUGGGAGAAGCUACACUUUGUUAUAUUGCUAUCACGGGAUUUUGCUCUUUCAUAACAUAGGGUAAAUUGUUUACAUGUUUGGAGUCUCAGAGUAUAUUCUGUCUGCUCACCAAAAUUUGCCGAAGGUGUCAAGGAAAAAUAUAUAUUUUUAGUGCCAUUUUUUUCUUUAUGAAAAAAUAGUCACAUGGCGUCAGUGGUAAAAAAGCGUCACAGGUUUACAGGCCAAACUUGCUUUGAAUUAUAAUUCUCACAGGUUCAAAGAUGUAAUUGUACCAUUCUUUUUAAAAGGUCAGUGUUUUACUGUCUAGUUAUUUGAUCUUGUCUACUCUCUGUUAAAGAAAUGUAAAGCUGGAGGACAAAGGGAGGUUGACUGUUUUCGGUAAACCCGUUUUGUCUUGUCCUUAUUAAUAGAAACGUAAUGAACCUUUGAAAUUUUUAAAAACCUGCAUUACCCUUAAGUUGUUGAAAAGCUGAACUUAAGCAGUAAAAUGAUAGAAACUAUUUAAACGAAGCUGUUCGGAGCUUUAACUGUUUUAAGUCAACAUUUAGCUUCUUUAGUUCCCUAAGUUGUCAGAAUUUGUUCUCUCAAUAUAAAGCAAAUAUUCAAGGGCAAUAUUUAGAUCAAGUUUAAACUGUAAAUUAAUCCACUGUUCAAGUUGUAUCGGUACCGUUGUUCUCGGUAUCUCCAGAAGAGGAUUGUGAUACACAAUUGGUAAUCUCAGGGUUUUUUCCCCACAUAUGCACAAAAUCUAGACUGCACUUAUUUUUCUUAUAGUUCAACAGUUUCUCUUUAGCAAAAUAACUUUAGUUUGGCAUUUGACUUUCUAUUUAUCAUGGCUUAGCUUUAUUUCUGAAUAUUUUACUGUCAUUUCCAGUAAGGCUACAAAAAGGGCAGAAAAAUAUUGAUGUAUUCAUGACUACCUGUUAUUGAGAUUAACCAAAGGUUUAUAUACCAUUCCUUUAAAUGUUACUUUUAAGAAAGUCUAUUAUUGUCAUGAUUCAUGCAUUUGAAUAUCAAAGUAGAAUUUUACACUUAGCAUAAGGUAGACGGAUACUUUUUAAAAGUUUUGAGCAUUACUAUUAGUCACCAGGUACUUAAACAUAUUGUGCUAAGUACUGCCUGGAAGUACAGAGGAAUUUUAGAAUUAGAGCUAAUAAUCUCUGAGCAAGUCUUAAGCCCUUUAUCCGUACUCCUGUGCUUCUUAUGAGUCUGUGAGGUUGGUGCCGUCCUCCUUAUAGCAGCAUACUGAAAAAACAGGCUUAGACCGGCUAGGGAACGUUAACAUCCCCAGGAUCAUAAACUAAACUUGACUACUUUUAAAAUAUUUGACCAACUUCAGGCAGACUGUUUUAAAAAAUCCAUUUCUACUGUUUGUUAGUUUAAACAAACUUCCAAGUCCUGGAUUCCUCUCUAAGGCAAAUGUAGCUAGCCACUGGGUUUCCUUUGUGACGUAUCUUGGUAUCUUGAAACUUGUUUUUCACUUCUUCAUACGUCACAGUUCUUGAAGUAAAAAUCAAGUAGCCACUGUAAUUAACCCUGCCCACUUCUAUGCUCUUUUUGAGAGGCAUUAGUGCAGAGUGGUUAAGAGCAUGGACUUGGGGGCCUGAAGUGCCUUGUUUGAGUCGUGGCUUCACCCCUUACGAACUACACGGACUGACCUCCCUGUGCCUUCACCUCCUCAUCUGUGAGUGGGGAUAGUAAGUGUACCUACCUCAAAGGGCGGUUGUGAGGAGGAGAGAGUGUGUAAGAGAAUCGAGCAUUGUCACAGAGUAAGUACCAUAUAUAAGAAUUAGCUGUAAUUACUCUGUACUAUAAACCUGUACUUUAAAAUAUUUGGUGGUCACUACAAGUUUUUUGUUCGACGUCUGUUCUAGUGCUUAGCGCUUAAAUUCGUUCAGCCAGCGUUUAUUAUGCCAGGCUUGCCUAUGAAGCAACAAUGAAAAUGUGGCAGUAUGGAAUAUUAAAUUCAUGGUGAGAUUAUAAAAUGCUAAGAAUAUAUUCAGAAGAAUGUUUACAGGCAUGUUUUAAACACCCACCUUGGAUCAUAAGCUAUACUAUUAAAAUGAAGUCUUAAAUGUCAGUGAAUAUAUACAAAUGUAUGUAGUAGUAACAUUUGAUUAUGUGAUGUGUAAUUAUGAAGUGUAACUAGUUUUUAGAGCCUAAGAUUAAAAAUGAAGUCUCUGGGUUCCUGUAAUAGGCCUGUUGUAGUUAUGAGUAUUGAACGUUGUGCAGUCCCUACCGGUUCUCUCCAGUGACUUAUAUAUUCAUCACCUUGAAUUUAGGUAAUGGUACUCAUCGGGGAGCUGGGCAAAAUGGAGUAAUAUAUAAUCCUGCCCCAAUCAUACUGAGUCUGUAGAGUGUAUUUCAUCAGAAGCUCAGGGUAGCAUCUGAGCUAGAAAGAAAGGGGUCAGUGUUCCCUUUAAACUUCACAUGCUUGCUUACACACCUCUGCCCUCAGCUACCUUACUAUGCUCAGACCAGUCUGUGUUGGUGUACAUAUUAAUAAAACUUACUGUUGAGUAAUUUAGGGCAGAGACACGUGCUAUAAAUUGUGAUCCAACAUAUUCCUCAGAGGACAGUCAGAAAGGAGUUGCACCCUUACUCUCAGCCCUGACCCUUAAUAAUCGUGUCGGUUCCUUCCCCUCACCCCUCUCUGGUGCCAGUUUCUUAGCCGAAAUUUGAAGUGUAGUCGCCACUGUCCAGUUUUUCUCCCAUGUCAAUGGACAAGGGCUAAUUUAUCCUUCUGCCAAUAUUUGGGAAUGGAAAAUUCCCUUCUGGACAAGUGAGAGGGCUGGCUUCCUGGGUCCACUUGACAUUGGUUCCCCUGAACACCCAGUUUAUCUUCCUUUCCCGCUGACUCUAAGUCUUGCAACCUUAAUUAGUUUUGUGGCUCCAGUACUGAUUUUUGGUUUAAUUACAAUGUAGCAUGGUGAUACUGCAUUUCAUUGUUUAAUUGAUCUGAAAAUUGUUUUUUAGAGACUCUGCUUAAACUUGUUUGAAGUGAAAUCUCUGCUUUUGCUUUCUUAAUCUAUGAAAUAUCAGCAAACCAAAGGGUUUAUGAAUAUUUGCUAAUAACUUUAUUAAAUCCACAUACAUAACUAUGCAAAAACAUAACCUAUCGAUGGACUUUAAGGAAGCUGAAUGCCUUUUAAGUAAGUAUUUUCUUUUAGGUUUUGAUUUUACCACGGUAUUCACAUCAAUACUCUUAAGUGAUGGAACACCUGAGAUAGGUAAGGGGCUGGCUUUCUUCUAUCGCCAUCAGUUUAUGGUAAUAGAUCCAAGUUUAUUCUUUAAAUCUGAAGUAUUUUUACAACCCAGGAUAUGGUCUGUCUUGGUGAACGUCGUCCUUUGUAAACUUGAGAAGCGUGUCUUCUGCUGUUGGAUGAAGUGAAGUGUUCUUAGUGUCAGUUAAAUCCAGUUGGUUGACGGUGCUGUUCAGUUCUUCUGUAUCCUUGCUGAUAGUCUGUAGACUAAUUGUUACAGCUGUAAUUGUGCAUUAGUGUGUCUUUCUCCUUUCAGUUGUUUUUGCUUUGUAUAUUCCAAAGUUGUACGGUACUUUUAGGCUUCUGUCUCAGUGAACUGGAUGCUUUAUCACUAGUAACAUAGCCACUCCAUCUUUCUUUUAAGUAAUGUUUACAUGGUAAAGGUUUCCAUCCUUUCACUGGUAAACCUACCCAAGUCUUUUGAAGUCAGCUUCCUAUAGACAGUAUAUAGUUGGUUUAUGGUUUUUCCUGUUUUGAUGUAAUUAUUGAUAGGUUUGGAUUUAGUUCUCCCAUAUCUUGUUUCCUGUGUUUUCCCUCUAUUUUUUGGUCCUCCGUUUCCCCUUUACUGCCACCUUUUAGGUUACAGGAACAUUUUUAAGUAUUCCAUUUUAAUUUAUCUGUUAGGAUUUUGACUGUUAUCUCUUGGUAUAGGUUUUUUAGUGGUUGCUCUAGAAUGAAGUGAGCGUUUUCUUUUUUCAACUACUAUCGUCUCCCCUGUUGCCAACUUCUCAUAGAAAUAUUGUAAAUGCUCUCGUGUAGGUAGCUCGGCUUCUGGAGUGGCGGG
This is a messenger RNA of Orcinus orca (killer whale), 6755 nucleotides long. RefSeq names its product SUV39H2 histone lysine methyltransferase (gene SUV39H2). The record is from RefSeq and is a predicted model, not a curated record. The transcript has 6 exons. The coding region runs from base 79 to 1311 and encodes 410 amino acids. Lineage: Eukaryota; Metazoa; Chordata; Mammalia; Artiodactyla; Delphinidae. Gene Ontology annotation, cellular component: nucleus. Gene Ontology annotation, molecular function: protein binding; zinc ion binding; histone H3K9 methyltransferase activity.